Lucilia cuprina (Australian sheep blowfly) is the source of this 1036-nucleotide messenger RNA. Its product is annotated as loricrin-like. NCBI's taxonomy places the organism in Eukaryota, Metazoa, Arthropoda, Insecta, Diptera, Calliphoridae. The record is from RefSeq and is a predicted model, not a curated record. The transcript is spliced from 2 exons. Bases 36 to 932 code for a protein of 298 amino acids.
GGAAUUUCGUUUGAAACAGCACACAAAACAACACAAUGAAAAUCUUCAUUUUGACUUUGGCAGUAUUGACCACCGGUGCCUCAGCUUUGAGCAGCAAAUAUUUGCCUCCUCAUCAAUCCUCUGGUGGUUCCUUCGGAGGUUCAUUCGGUGGUUUUGGUGCUGGUAGUGUAGGACAUGCUGUUGUAGCUCAACCUUCUAACCAAUACUUGGCUCCUGCUGCUUCCGUCUCCCAUGGUGUCUCUACCGGAUUCUCUGGUGGUCACUCUGCUGGUUUCGGUGGUCUUUCUGGUGGUUUCGGUGGUCACUCCGGUGGUUUCUCUUCCGGCGGUCACUCUGCUGGUUUCGGUGGUCACUCUGGUGGUUUCUCAUCUGGCGGUUUCGGUGCUGCUAGCGCUCCUUCUCGCCAAUAUUUGGCUCCAGCUGCUUCCACCUCUCAUGCCGUCUCUUCCGGUUUCGGUGGAAGUACUGGUGGUUUCUCUUCUGGUUUCGGCGGCAACACUGGUGGUUUCUCUUCCGGUUUCGGUGGCAACACAGGUGGUUUCUCUUCUGGUGGCUCUUCAUUCGGUGGUUUCGGUGCUGGUAGCUCCGGCCAUGGUGUUGCAGUUCAACCUUCCCGUCAAUAUUUGGCUCCUGCUGCUUCUACCUCUCAUGCCGUCUCUACUGGUUUCUCUUCCGGUUUCGGUGGCAACUCAGGUGGUUUCUCAUCUGGCGGUUUCGGUGGCAACACUGGUGGUUUCUCCUCUGGUGGCUCUUCCUUCGGUGGUUUCGGUGCUGCCAGCUCCGGACACGGUUUUGUAGCUCAACCUUCCAACCAAUAUUUGGCUCCCGCUGCUUCUACCUCCCAUGGUGUAUCAUCUGGCUUCUCUGGAAGUCAUACUGGCAGAUACGCUUCCAACGGUGGUUACGAAUACCGUCGCCGUCAUCGUGCUUAAUUAUUUUAGAGCAAAUGUGAUGAUCAACAAAUUUUAGAACAAACGAACAAACUGGUGAUAGAUUUAAUAGUUAAUAAAUAAAAUAAUCAAGUAUUAUUAAAAAA